Messenger RNA from Malus domestica (apple), 2254 nucleotides. Its product is annotated as E3 ubiquitin-protein ligase WAV3-like. The record is from RefSeq and is a predicted model, not a curated record. Gene Ontology annotation, molecular function: metal ion binding. NCBI's taxonomy places the organism in Eukaryota, Viridiplantae, Streptophyta, Magnoliopsida, Rosales, Rosaceae.
AAUAUAUAUAGAUGGGUGGGUUAAGGAGGUUGAGCGAGGACCGGCCGAGUGGGAUAAAUUGACAAUAAUUUAAUUUUAUGAUGGGAGAAACGGGAACAUCAACCAUUAGGAUUAGAAUUUGAAUUGGAUGGAGUAGUUUGUAUUUUGUAGUGGAGGCUGGACGAGAGGUGGGACAAAUUUUGCUCAAGCGUGCAGAAAGCCUUGUCUGUUUGCGCUGAGUCUGCUCUGCUCCUUCAAUUUCAACAAGCAGGUGCAGCCGUGCAGGUCCAGGUCAGUCAGGUUGUUGAACUUUGAAGGAAGGGAAUCUCAACAACAAGAAAGAGGAAUCAAGAGGAUACCACCAUCCAUUACCCAUAGGCAGACUUCUCUGUAUUACUAGAGAGAGAGAGAGAGAAAGAAAGAGAGACGGAUGGGAGGAGGAGGAGGGGCAUCAUCAAAACUGAGAAAAGCAGCAAAGAAAAUGGCGGUGGCUGCUGCAAAUGCAUGUGGUGGUUCCUUUUCCCGCAGGAAGACCAUCGUCUCCGAUCAUACCAACACUACCACUCCCACUAUCUCAGGUUCUUCAGCCGUGUCUCCAACAAACCCAACGAAUGUCCAACCAGCAACAGCAGCAGCAAAAGAAGAAGAAGUUUCCAAAGAAAGGGAAAUGACAAUCAAUUAUAGCAAUGUGCCUUAUGCUAAGAGUUUGUGCGCAAUAUGUCUAGACCCUCUGAGUUACCAUAGCAAGGGGAGCAGCCCAGGGCAGGCUAUAUUCACGGCCCAGUGCUCCCAUGCUUUCCACUUUUCCUGCAUCUCCUCCAAUGUUCGCCAUGGUAGUGUUACCUGCCCCAUUUGCCGAGCCCAUUGGACCCAGCUGCCCCGCAAUCUGAACCCACCUUGGGGUUCCCUGUCUUCUUGCAACCGAGCUGACCCUAUCUUCCAAAUCCUGGAUGACUCUAUUGCCACUUUCCGCAUCCACAGGCGCUCAUUCUUGCGCUCUGCUCACUAUGAUGAUGACGACCCAAUUGAGCCCGAUCACGUCUCUAGUUUCCCCCGUCUCCAAUUCUCUUUGAUACCCAUCCCACAUAGUGCACCCCCUAGUUUGUUUACUCCAUAUUCAUACCAUCCGCCCCCACAUCACCUAAGCUGUAGCUCCUCAUCAUUGUUACAAUCACCAACCAGGCCAAAGUCUUAUACUAUGUGUGCCUUCUCAGACAGAGCAUACCUUUCUGUGAAAUUAGCAAAUCAACGAGCAACAGACUUGGUGUUGGUUGCUAGCCCCAAUGGGCCGCACUUGAGGCUUCUCAAGCAGUGCAUGGCAUUGGUGGUUUUUUCCCUUAGACCAAUUGAUCGUUUGGCCAUUGUUACCUACUCAUCAGCUGCUGCUCGCGUCUUCCCUUUGAGACGCAUGACAUCUUAUGGAAAGCGAACAGCCCAACAGGUUAUUGAUCGUCUGUUCUACAUGGGGCAAGCAGAUCCCGUGGAAGGGAUCAAGAAGGGGAUAAAGAUACUUGAAGAUCGUGCAUACAAGAACCCAGAGUGUGGCAUCCUGCAUCUGUCUGACAGCCCAAUGCGAUCCUACCAUGCUGCAAUGGACAUGGAUGUGCCGAUUCCAGUCCAUCGCUUCCAUGUAGGAUUUGGAUUUGGCACUUCGAAUGGAUAUAUCAUGCAUGAGUUUGAAGAUUUGCUAAGAAGAAUCCUAGGCGGCAUGAUUAGAGAAAUUGAGUUGAGGAUGAGAAUAGGGGAGGAAGCCAGCAGAAGCAGUCGGAUCGUGAGAAUAGGAGAGCUAAGAGGAGGUGAAGAAAAGAAAAUCUUGGUGGACUUGGGCGUGUGUGAACAUAUUUGUGUGGGAUAUAGCUACAUUGAGGAGGGUGAUGAGAUGACAACAGGGGAAACAGUGGCGAAGGUAGGACUAGGAGAUGAUGUUGGUAAGAGUAGUAGUAGUAGUAGUAGUAAUGCAACGGUUAGAGGAGGACGGGGAGGAUUUGCUUGUGGUGCUGCAUCAGGGACGAGUGGUGCAAUCAUCGGCGGGAGGUCUAGUACAAGUACUAGUAGUGUAGAAAGUUGGGACUACCAUGACGCUUACAUGGCUAGAAGAUGGGCCAAGCAUUUGCAUGCCUACAGGCUUUGAAUCAAUUAAUCCAUUCUUGACAUUUCACACUAGGUCUCGAUGGAUGGGCGUAGUAUUGCAUGCUUCAUUUUGCUAGGAAGGAACCACACUAUACUUUGUUAUAUUCAAACUUACAAAUCAAAUGUUUCAUUUUAUUUCUAUCAA